Mauremys reevesii (Reeves's turtle) is the source of this 6747-nucleotide messenger RNA. RefSeq names its product gigaxonin (gene GAN). The transcript is spliced from 11 exons. Lineage: Eukaryota; Metazoa; Chordata; Testudines; Geoemydidae. Gene Ontology annotation, molecular function: protein binding. Gene Ontology annotation, biological process: cytoskeleton organization. The record is from RefSeq and is a predicted model, not a curated record. The coding region runs from base 189 to 1982 and encodes 597 amino acids.
GCUCCGAGCCGGGCCGGGAGCGAUGGUGCCGGGGCAGUGAGGGAGGAAGCCGGUAGCCGAGCAGUCAGGGGACCGAGGAGGGGGGCGGGGCAGGCGGGCGAGGCCGCAGCGAGACGGAGCCGGCCCCGGUCUCAGCCGUGGCCCUGGCGGGCGGUGGGGACUCGACCCCGGGCGGCAGCGGCGGCGGCAUGUCGGGCCAGAGCGCGGUGAGCGACCCCCAGCACGCCGCCCGCCUGCUGCGGGCCCUCAGCUCCUUCCGCGAGGAGAGCCGCUUCUGCGACGCGCACCUGGUGCUGGAGGGCGAGGAGAUCCCGGUGCAGAAGAACAUCCUGGCGGCCGCCAGCCCCUACAUCAGAACAAAAUUGAACUAUAAUCCUCCAAAGGAUGAUGGAUCUACAUAUAAGAUUGAACUUGAAGGGAUAUCUGUCGAAAUCAUGAGAGAAAUACUGGAUUACAUCUUCAGUGGGCAGAUCAGGCUAAAUGAAGACACUAUCCAAGAUGUUCUGCAGGCAGCUGAUCUCCUGCUUCUUACAGAUCUUAAAACCCUCUGCUGUGAGUUUUUAGAAGGUUGUAUAGCUGCUGAGAACUGUAUUGGUAUUCGGGACUUUGCACUGCACUAUUGUUUGCGUCACGUUUAUUACCUUGCCUCGGAGUAUCUGGAAACUCACUUCCGAGAUGUCAGCAGCACAGAGGAGUUCCUGGAACUGAGUCCCCAAAAACUGAAAGAAGUGCUAUCCCUGGAAAAGCUGAAUGUUGGAAAUGAAAGAUAUGUAUUUGAAGCAGUAAUUAGAUGGAUCUCCCACGAUUCAGAAUUAAGAAAGGUUCACCUGAAGGAUGUCAUGUCAGCAGUGUGGGUUUCAGGAUUAGAUUCAACUUAUUUGCGUGAGCAGAUGAUGAGUGAACCACUGGUACGGGAGAUUGUCAAAGAAUGUAACAACAUUCCACUCACUCCACCACAGCAGGGGGAGGCAAUGUUAGCUUCUUUCAAACCCAGAGGUUAUUCUGAGUGUAUAGUGACUGUUGGUGGUGAAGAAAGAGUGUCACGGAAACCAACAGCUGUGAUGCGAUGCAUGUGCCCUCUUUAUGAUCCUAAUAGGCAACUCUGGAUUGAACUUGCCCCUAUGAGUAUUCCAAGAAUCAACCAUGGAGUACUCUCGGCAGAAGGAUCUUUGUUUGUACUUGGAGGUCAAGAUGAAAAUAAGGAAACUCUGAGCUCUGGAGAAAAAUAUGAUCCUGAUACCAAUUCAUGGAGUUCCUUGCCACCAAUGAAUGAGGCACGACAUAAUUUUGGUUUGGUAGAGAUUGAUGGAAUUCUCUAUAUUCUGGGAGGUGAGGAUAGAGAAAGGGAGCUAUGCUCUAUGGAGUGCUAUGACAUUUAUAACAAGACUUGGACCAAGCAGCCAGAUCUGACCAUGGUUAGAAAGAUUGGCUGUUAUGCAGCUAUGAAGAAGAAAAUCUAUGCCAUGGGUGGAGGCUCCUAUGGAAAACUGUUUGAAUCUGUUGAGUGUUACGACCCUAGGACUCAGCAAUGGACAGCCAUCUGUCCACUAAAAGAGAGAAGAUUUGGGGCAGUGGCAUGUGGAGUUGCCUCAGAGCUUUACGUGUUUGGUGGAGUCAGAAGUCGUGAUGAUAAUCAGGCCAGUGAGAUGGUGACAUGCAAAUCUGAAUUUUAUCAUGAUGAGUUUAAAAGGUGGAUUUAUCUAAAUGAUCAGAACUUAUGCAUCCCAGCCAGUUCUUCCUUUGUGUAUGGAGCUGUACCUAUUGGGGCCAGUAUUUAUGUCAUUGGAGAUCUUGAUACAGGUACCAAUUAUGACUACGUUAGAGAGUUUAAAAGGAGCACAGGAACUUGGCACCAUACUAAACCAUUAUUUCCAUCCGACCUUCGCCGCACUGGCUGCGCAGCCUUGCGGAUUGCAAACUGCAAGCUUUUCCGACUGCAGCUUCAGCAAGGAUUGUUCCGUAUUCGUGUUCCUUCCCCAUGAGUAAUCCUCUAAAAAUGGAGGAGAUGGGAAGAACCUGACACAGUCCACCAUAACAUAGCUUUAUAUAAGGAAAAACAAAGCUAUUGCAACUGAAACUUACAUUAUAUGCUGUGCUUUGGUAUGGUAUCUGUUUUUGUUUGUUUUAAAAUGCUUAAAAACUCGAGUCUCAGCUCUUGUUUGGGGGAUAAAUAGCUGUAUAUUAAACAAAAAAAAUACCAUGACAAAGGGAACACCUUCAGUUCUAACUAUCUAAAAAAUUAAACUACACUAAUGAAGGAGUUCCUUGUGUCUGAAGCAGGAAGGAAUGGGUAAUAUAACAAAUUGUAUUGAAAAGUAAAAAAAAAUUAAGGUGCAUUUCCCCUGAGGGGAAUUGAUAAGAGUUAGCAUGCUAUCUUCAACUGGAUAGCUUUAGUACAUAGAUAGGCUGUAUGAAAACCAGCCUCUCUGGUAUACUGCAAGACUGUUCUUCAUCUGAAUCAGCUGGAGGGAGAUAUUGGUUAUUGCACCUUUAUUUCUAGCCCUUUCUCACUAGUCAAGGUCUGUGCCUACAAGGGUGGAGGUGUACAUAUGUUUUUCAUUCAUUUCCGAGGUUUUCAUUCCUAAGGAUCUUUUAAAUAUAUUUAAAAUUGAACUAAGAGUUACACUAUAUUAUAGACGUGUAAAUUGUUUUUCUACACUGUGUCAUUCAAAUGGUCUGAAGAUUCCAUGUAUUGGUGGGCCAGCAUGCAUUCUUUGUGUGGAUUUUGGAAGCUGCAAUUACUGAAAUAGAUGGAAGGACUGAGGCGUGAAAUAUGUCACACCUUUACUGUGGCUGGUAAAGGAAUGCAGCACAUGCGUUGCUUUUCAGAGAGAAAUAGGACUCCUUUUCCCUUCAGAUGACUUAAAAAUCACUGCAAGUUUGCCGUGCUGAGGACGUGUAUUUGUGCAAAAGGGGAAAAGGAAAGGUGGGGCAUUAAAAAGGAUAUAUAUGUAUUGUGGAAAACUUGAUUUCAGGUUCCUGUUUUAAAGGAAAUUGUACAGGUAACUUAUAUUGGGAUCAGAAGCUGGUUUACUGAUGAUCUCUGUGCUAAGGUACAGAGUCUUGAUUACUGCUGUUUGGCUUUGAAAGCUUGUUUUAGAAUGCAGUUGUAGUGAAGAAUUUGUUUUAUGGCUUUUUCCUUUUAAGUCUUGUUAACACUGCGAGUAAUUUUUAAUUGAGUUAUGUUAGUAGGAAAGAUCUGCUGGUAGAACACACUUUACCUCAUUACUUAAUUUCAUUUUUGUUACUUGUGAUGGGUGACACACAACACUAGGGGGGAAAAAAAAAAAAAAAAAAAAGAAAUGGAGCUGGAAACUUAUCCUUAUCUCCACCCUAAAAAGACUCUUCUAAUACUUUGUAGUGUUGCUGGUACUGUUACAAGACACUAUUCUUUCCACUCUGAAACUUUGAAGGACCUCAACCAAAAAUCAGUGGGCCAGGUUUUGCCCUCCGUUAUACACGUAUAAAUCCAGAUUAACUCCUUUGAUCCAUUCUAAGUAAUCUUCUCAAAUAAAGACCACAACUAGAACAAAAUAGCUAUGGUUCAACUAUCUAAAUUUUCCUUGAUGAAACAUUCCAAGAUUUACUAAUUUUCAUCAUUCUGUAAUGGUAACAGAAUAAUCCAGUUAAAUCAAUAACUGCAGGUAGAAUCUAGUCCCUUGAUUUUUGUAAUGCUGAAGUGCUGCAGAAUCUGAACUGUAUACAGUAACCUAUUUUUAAUCAGUAUGUUUUUAAUAGUUUUUUACACAUUGUAGUAGAAAUUUACUUGACUUAGUAUUUGUCUUUAGAUUUGUUAUAUUAUGCUUUAUUACAAAAAUGUAAGCUGCUGUUUUCAUCUUUAGAUUUUGUGUUGAAAAAGUUUUGUAAAGAUUCCCAUUUUUUAUAAAUUAAAGGCUUAAGGUAAAAUGUUCAAAAUCACAUAAGUUCUGUUUUCAAAAGUAAUUUAUUCAUUUAGGAGCCUAAGGCCCUGGUCUUCAUUUAAAAUUAGAUCAACCCAGCUACAUUGCAUAGUGGUGCUGUGAAAAAUUGUGUGCACAGUACAACGUAGUUAGGUUGACCUAACCCCAGGUGUAGAAGCAGCUAGGUCAACAGAAGAGCUUUGUGGUGACUGCCUAGUGCCUCUCAAAGAGGUAGAUUAACUAUAUUCACUGAAAAACCCCUUCUAUUGAUAUGGGAAGCAUCCACACUUCAGCGGCCAGAGCUAUACCACUAUAGCGGCUGUGUGUAGACAUGCUCUAAGUCUAAAGAGCCUAAGUACCCAAGUCACUUUGAAAAUGAAUUUUGGCUCCUAAGUAAUGUAGAUGCUUUUGAAAACUUUAUCUAAUAUCUUGCAAGAAGUACCUCCUGAGAACUGAAGUUAGAGCUACUGGCAUUCAUCGCCCAGCAAGACUGGGUAGUAAAUGCACAAAAUAAAUUUAAAUAAAUCCCAAAUUCUGUGUGCUCUGGCCAUGUUUUAUGGCAAAAGUUAAUAAGUAAAAUGUUAGUUUACAUUUAAUGAGGUAAAGUAGGAUUAACAUUAGGGUUAUUUUUGCAUUUUCUAAAAAAGGAAAAUAAAUAAAAUAAUCGUCUUGUGUAGCUAAAAUACUCUGUUGGAUUUGACAGAGGAGUAUAAGCCACUUAUUCUGAAACACCUACACACGUUUAACUUUAAGCAUGUGAAUAGUUCUAUGAGCUACUGCAGGAUUGGGGCCUAAAUUCUUUGAACCAAUAAUUGUACAUUUAAGUGUACAGCUAACUAACUUACUGUGUACACAGUGCAUGCGUUAAGGAAAAUAUCUAUCAUGCAUGCUUAGUAUGCAGUUUUUAAAUGGUUGUGUCUUGAAUCAAAUAUUUUUUGUAAAAUUAAAGGCCUUCGUGAGAAUUGUUUUGGGUCAAGUUUCAAACUUCAGCCAUUUUUGUUUUAGCCCAAUCUUUUUUUUUUUUUUUUUUUUUUUUAAAUGGGAAUAGUGGUGGUUUGUGUUUCUUUCCCUUAGGUUGAACUUGACAAUAAAUAAAUAGAGGAUUUUGUUCACUUUACCCAAAAAAAAAUUUGCCUUAAGGUGGAGCCCCAGAAUUGAGAUCUUCAGAAUAAAAUAUGAAUGUUUUGGCAAGUUAUUAAAAUAAAUCAAUAAAAAUAAAAAGGGGUUAAUGGUUCUGCAACCUUAAUCAUAGUGGCACUGUCAUAUUCCUGGUUUAAGAAUGUAAGCCUGUGGCUUCUUUGCUAGAGGGGUAGAGGAAAAGUUCAAAACCAGAAAUAACUAGUACAGUGCGUGGUUUCUGAUAAAGUUUUGCUGUGAGGACUCUGGCAAAGGUUAAAGAAAGAUCCACCUGGCACCAUUUCCUCCCCAGCCAACCAGCGUGGCAUCAGUGUAGUAACCAGUCUCUGGUCUUUUAAGCCUGGGAACCCAAGUCUGUUUCUACACAUUGUAUAAUCACAUGGGAAAUUUGUGCUGCUGAACAUCCAAUGCUAGAUUGGAUUUCAAAUUCACAACCUCUUUGCUUGUUUACCCUUUAUACAGCUCUAGUUAAGAGUCCUCUGCUUAACUAUAGCAAAACAGGUCAUUUCUCCUUUUAAUAUUUUACCAGCAACAGCACAUGAUUUAUCCUGACAAUGCCGUGUCAACUUGUCCUCAGUCAAGAGACUUGCAGUAGCCCUGAAGCUCUCUUUAAAACUAACAAGAAAAGAUGAAGAAUCUGGAAGUUAAUCCCAAUUUUUAAAAUCUUAUUUAUUAAUCACUGCAGACACACUUGGUUCUGUGUGCCUGUGGAAUCAUAAUACUCAAAAGCACGUUCAGACACUGUCUUAUGAGUCGGAGUUAUCACUGAAAAUAUAAAAGGUGGACAUUCAUCAAAGCUACUGCAGUCCUUAACUUUACCUUUAUGCAUUGGGUUCCCCUUCCAAAAAAUCCCAAGCAGUUUAGUUUCCAUUAGAGAUGUUAGUAAUAUUUCAAAGGAGUUAAGUGGUAGUACUUUUUUUAUUUUAUUUUAUUUUUUUUAAUAUUUCUUGUGCUUGCAUGUCUUGGUAAUUGCACAAUGGUACAAAAGUGAAUUUUUAUGUUUUAAGUGCAGUUUCUCUAUUCAGUAGUUCCAUAAAUAUACAGUCUAUACAGAAUGAUUGAUUGUUUUUGGUAUUAUGUGUUUGCCAUACACGGUGUAGUAUGCAAUAACAAAAGGAAAGCUGUUAUAAGUGCCAAACUUUUGGUUUUCUCUCUAUAUACAGGUAAUACACUAUUCUUCUGUUACAGGGAUGUUUAAAAUUCACUGUGUUUUUAAAAAAAAAAAGUGAUUUUUUUUUGUAAAUUAAUGCUACUUUUAAACACUGUAAAUCUCUUUAUUAUUUUAAAUACUGUUCUGCAGGUUUGUGUUACUCUACAUUGCUGCCUUGAAACAUCACUCCAUGUGAUGCAUAUGGUCACUCUGCUCUUUAUUAGGGCACUAGUUACAUGCAUGUAAAUAAAAAAUGGCAGCUGACAAUAAUAAUAUUUGGAUAAAGUGCAAUUCAUUUUAACUAAUCUCGCCUGCAGAAGGAAGGUUGCGUCUCAGGUUAAGUCACAGCAAAUGUGAGUAUUAACAGGGACACAGAUGUACUCAUAGGCUACAGUUCCUUCUAUUGUAACCAAUGUGUAUUCUUGUGCCACUCUCAAUGACACUUUUCAAGGAGUUUUGUGUUGUUGCAUUUAAUUUAGGAUAAGGAUAUUGACAUAUUAAGCAUUCUGUCUGGGUUUCUCUUAAGUUUAUUUUGUUCCUGAGCUGCGUGUAUAAAUUCUG